This is a messenger RNA of Carassius carassius (crucian carp), 2328 nucleotides long. Its product is annotated as interferon-induced very large GTPase 1-like. The coding region runs from base 1 to 2328 and encodes 775 amino acids. The record is from RefSeq and is a predicted model, not a curated record. The transcript has 3 exons. NCBI's taxonomy places the organism in Eukaryota, Metazoa, Chordata, Actinopteri, Cypriniformes, Cyprinidae.
AUGGAGGGAAUAAUCAGAGAGAAAGAGAGAAUAGAAAGAGAGAGACAAGAACAACUCGAUGAUUCAGAGAAGAGACUGAAAGAAGAAAGAAAGAUGAGAGAAGAUCAACAGAAGAGUCUCGAAGAGAAACUGAGACUCAGUGAAGAACAGCAUGAAGAAGAACUGAAGAGAAGACGAGUGCAGUGGAGAGAUGAAUAUGAGAAAGAUAGAGUGGAAAAGGUGAAGGAGAACAGCUCUCAAACUGAUCCUUCAAUGCAGGUCUCAGCUAACAGGAAACUGGAGACUGAAUACAGGAAGUGGUCCUGGAGUCUCCGCAGUGCCAUGAUGGAAACUGAGAACAAACUACACAACAGAAUAUUAAAUGAAGCAAUUCGUGAGAUUGAAGAGACUGAUCUUCACAGAGAACUGAAGACGACGAGUGAAAAAGUGGAGAAAUCAAUGUCUGAGUUAUUUGAGAAAGACAGAGAUAAAGAUAUACUGAUUCAGUGGAAAACAUCAUUUGAAAUCAAAAUCAGAGAUCUUCAGGAAAAUAUUGUGAGAGAAACAAAGAGGAAAUUAAAUGAGAUUCUUCAUCAGCGAGACCUGAAGAGAAAGAUUGAAUAUCAGAGAACACAACGUGAAAACACUCUCUGUGAAAAGAGCAAAGAACUCGCCUUAAAACUCAGAGACAGAACAAAUGAUGAAGAAACACUGAAGAAAGAGUUUGAUGUGUUCUGGGAACUAAAUGUGAAUAUGAUUAUCAGAGAUACUCCAACAAUCAGAGACAUUGAUAUAAUGAGAGAUGUUAGAGAGAUACUCAGUGACAGCUAUGAAAGUGUGUCUGUAGAUCACCUUAGGAAGAGCAGGGAUAUUUUCACUGUGACAAGUUAUUCAGAUUAUGUACAGUUAAAGAAAUCCAAUGUAUUUAGAGGAGCUUUGAGAAAAUCUAUCAGAAUAUUUCCAGAGGAUGAAUCUCAGAUCAGAUCAUUAGUCACAGAUGUUGUUCAUCAGACAGACAGAAUGAUUCAAUCAUUUAUCAUCUCAAAGAUGGGCUACAGCAUCAGCUGCAUUCAACAAAUCAUAGAUUACAUCAGAGAAAGAGUAACAAAACAUGAGAAAGAACAAGUGAAUUAUGUGUUCAAGAAUGAAUUCUUCAGGGAUUUGGUUCUGUCCAUCUGUGAGAGAGCAAACAAGAUCACUGACCAACACACACUGUUCAAAGAAGACAAUGAUCCUGUAAUAUAUGUAGAGAAGAAGAGAGAAGAAUACUAUAGUAUUUUCCAGAAAUACUGUCAUGGAGCCGCAUCAGCUGUUAUGUUUGUAGAGAUCAUCUGUCAGAAACUGAAAGAGCCGAUUGAACAGAGCGUCUAUAAGGAGACUGCCAGAGAUCUGACGGAUGAAAUGAGAUCAAACUGUGAAUCACUGAAUGAAGUGAAAUCACAUCUGGACAAACACAUUCUGAAGAGACUGUCAGAAGAGGAGGAUUUCAACAAAUACAUGAACUACAUUCAUCAUCCCAGAGAUCACUUCAAGAGUUUCAUCAGAGAUGAAGUCAGUCGGUACAUCACAGAUCAGUUCAGUGUCAGUGUUUUACCCAGGAUGAAGAACAACAUUAUACUCCUGGAGCAGAAGAUCAUGAGAGCAGCUCAUCAAUCUACUGAAUGUGUUCGAGAGAACAGAGGAGAUGUUGGUUUGUGGUUGAAGAGUUUCACACAGCAGAUCUCAGAUGAUCUGAUCUUCUCUGAGAAACACCUCAGUGGAGUCAAACAUGAUGAUGUUGAUGAUUUCAGCUUCCUAGAAGAUGUGAUAAAGAGAGAACUUCCUGCUAUAAUGUCUGAGAUCAGCAGGAGAUCCAACACAGAGUCAUUUCCAGUGAAACUGGACUAUAAGUUCAGACCAGAUGAUCUUCUGAUUGAUCUCUUCUGUCAGUGCUGUUGGGUUCAGUGUCCGUUCUGUGGAGCUUUCUGUACAAACACCACAGAAAACCAUCCUGGAGAUCACAUUGCUCCUUUCCACAGAGUGACUGGAGUUAAUGGACAUUUCUACAGAGGAACAACAAACUUGUGUAUUAACAUCUGCACAUCAGCAGUAGCAGGUGAUCAAUGUUUUUAUCCCCAUGGAUCAGGGAGGUCGGUCCUCUGGAGACAUUACAGAAGCGCAGGAGGAGUUUAUGAGAAGUGGAGCAUCACACCUGAUCUCUCUGAACAGAUCUACUGGAAGUGGUUUGUGUGCAGAUUCCAGAGAGAUCUGGAGAAAUAUUACAUGAAAACAUUUGAGGGGAGUGGAAAAAUACCAUAUGCAUGGAGAAAAUACUCAAAACAAGAUGCUCUUGAGAGUUUACAUUUUUAG